AUGGCCGACAUUCAGCCCCCCGAGCAGCGCAUCCGGAAGAGAAGAAGGCGAACAAUAGCCUGCUCGCAGUGUCGCAGCCGAAAACUGAAAUGUGACCGCGAGUAUCCGACCUGCGGCCGGUGCCUGAAGAGCAAAGCGCCCGCCAAGUGCUCGUACGAAGAUGGCUUUCUAUGGCAGCAGCCAAGCACUGUGGAUUCGUCCUUUGCCGAGCGAUCUGGAGCUUCAGCCCCGGCUAGCACACAGAGUCAGAUGCAGUUGGUCGAUCGGCCGGUUGCCCACCCGACCCCAGACUCGGGGAUAAGCUCCUCUCGGCCUCAACUGACAAAUUUGACGAAUACGAACCCUACACCUGGCGAAAAGCGUGAUCGGUUUCUCGAAACUGUCUUGGGCGCCCCGAAGGCUGCUGUCAACCAGGACUUCAUGAAUACUGAGCUAUUGCACCGUCAUCGACACCAUCCUUCCAACCAGGACUCGCGUGCGGACUCGGUGCAGGACGAUGAGCCUCCGGUUUCGCCGUCGCAGCAGCUAGAUCUUUCGCCUCGAAUCAUGAUACGAGGAAAGGAUACAAAGACCCGGUACAAUGGGUCCGGCAUCUUCGCAAACCUCAUUGCGCAGUUUCCGGACCUCAGAUCAUUCGCAGAAGAAAUCCGACUCGCCAGUCCUCAUUUAUCUGCUCUCCGGUUCGACCUAACGAGGGUUACGAGGGGCCUCUGGAAGAAAAAGAUAUUAAACGAGGCUGUUCAGAAUCUAGACACGCCGUCUUUGAUUGCGUUGUUGCCUUCUAGAGACACCGUCGACGAGCUAGUCGUUCUAUAUCUCACUCAUGUCGAGUCGACGCAUAGAAUACUCCAUAUUCCCACGUUUUUGAAAGAAUUGGAAGCGUUCUGGGACCAGAAGCACAACCCGGCCGUGGUGUCUCCAGCAUUUGUUGUGCAGCUGCUCCUCGUCCUUGCUUGCGCUUGGAACCUUGCAGAUUUCGCCACUCUCGAAUUAAAGAAUGGAUCCAGCCUUGAUUGUUAUACCGCCAUCAACUGGGUUAAGCAUGCAGAUAAGUGGAUUGAGACUGCCCACAUCAAGAGAUCAGAUAUCGUGAUCCUUCGGUUGCACAUCCUUCUAGUAACCGCUCAGAAGAGCCUCGGGAUGGGUCGGAGCAAAGCGUGGCUCACCACCGCAACUCUCGUGAAGCAGGCCAUGCUAGCCGGUUAUCAUCGAGACACUAGCCUGUAUACCAAGAUCUCGCCAUUUAACCAGGAAAUGCGAAGGCGCAUAUGGAUCACCAUUCUGGAGCUGGACCUCCAGGUAUCCUUUGAACGGGGCAUGCCCCCAUCCGUACAGGAGUCGGACUAUGACACGGCAACCCCUUUGAAUGUCAACGACAUUGACCUACACGAAGCCGUGGAAGAGCUACCCACAGAGCGAUCAUUAGAAGACUUUACGGACUGCUCUUUCCAGACAAUUCUGACACAGUCUCUUCCUUUACGGCUAAAGGUUUGCCAUUUGAUGCACUCUCCGCGGAUCAGAUGCCGCUAUGAGGAUAUCCUUCGACUAGACUGGGAACUGAACCGGCAUAUGUCGAGGAUACCGAAUUGGAAGAUGCCUGAACUCGGCCAUAUCAAAACAGCGGACAAGAUUGCCCUGACAAAAGCCAUGCUAGAGAACAAGAUCGGCCUCAGCCUCUUGUCAAUCCACACACCAUUCGCAAUCGAGGCGCCCCGAGAGCCGCUCUUCGCCCCUUCAUCCCGGGCGCGACUGGAAAUAGUGACUAUGAUACUAUCGACUCAGAAACGACUGCAGGAGACGUCGCGGUCUUUAUCUCUAUGCAACCUUGGAGACUGGACCGUCCAAGCUUACUGCUCGAUCUGCCAGUUACUACACGAGGGAGCCGCGAACCCUGGUCUUUCCCUUAUUCACACACUCCCGGGUCUUCCAGAAUCUCUGAUAUCGCUCGUCGAGGUGGCCCUAGCUUGCAUGGAGAGUCGUCUCUUACUCGUAAUCAAGGGUGCAAAGGAAUACUUCUUCAUGUCUACCAUCCUGGCUCUAGUCAAAGCCAAGAUGUGGGCGGUGCAGGCGACCAUCUAUAAGCAGGAGGUUGUCGAGCGGGUCAUAUUGUUUGCGCAAACGCUCUUCACGCGACACGCGAAUUGUGCUCAUUUGGGUGAGCUGGGUAUGGGAAGCUUUAAAACUAAUCAGGUGCCCAACUUGAACGUACCCCAGCAGUUUGUUCCUGAGAUCAACCUGCCUAUGCCGGAGGAUUUUGGUCUGACGGCGUCUACUGACUUGGACCCUUAUUUGGGUGCUUUUGACUGGGGAGAUAUGGCAGGGUUCGCUUUUGAAUAG
This is a messenger RNA of Aspergillus mulundensis, 2337 nucleotides long. RefSeq names its product putative C6 transcription factor. Gene Ontology annotation, cellular component: nucleus. Bases 1 to 2337 code for a protein of 778 amino acids. Gene Ontology annotation, biological process: regulation of transcription by RNA polymerase II; DNA-templated transcription. The transcript is spliced from 4 exons. NCBI's taxonomy places the organism in Eukaryota, Fungi, Ascomycota, Eurotiomycetes, Eurotiales, Aspergillaceae. The record is from RefSeq and is a predicted model, not a curated record. Gene Ontology annotation, molecular function: zinc ion binding; DNA-binding transcription activator activity, RNA polymerase II-specific; RNA polymerase II cis-regulatory region sequence-specific DNA binding.